Eutrema salsugineum is the source of this 1758-nucleotide messenger RNA. Its product is annotated as ultraviolet-B receptor UVR8. The record is from RefSeq and is a predicted model, not a curated record. Lineage: Eukaryota; Viridiplantae; Streptophyta; Magnoliopsida; Brassicales; Brassicaceae. The transcript has 12 exons. The coding region runs from base 172 to 1494 and encodes 440 amino acids.
UCUCUUAUACGGAUAGUGAAAGAGAAGCUGCAAAUUUCCCAAUUUAUCACAAAAUAGAAAUUUCAUAUUUCAAAUAAUUAGAAAUUAUAAAAUAAAAAUACUCCGAACAAAAAAUCUUCUGCGCAGGAGAAAGAAGAGAGAGAAAGAGAGAGUUCUCCGCAACUGUGAUCGAUGACGGAGGAGAUGGUGGCCGAUGAAGUUACGCCUCCGCCACGUAGGGUCCUUAUCAUCUCCGCCGGUGCUAGCCAUUCCGUCGCUCUGCUCUCUGGGGACAUUGUUUGCUCAUGGGGUCGAGGAGAGGAUGGCCAAUUAGGUCAUGGAGAUGCAGAGGAUCGACCUUCUCCGACGCAACUAAGUGCCUUAGAUGACCACCAGAUUGUAUCCGUCACCUGUGGUGCUGACCACACGGUUGCUUAUUCAGAAUCUCGCAUGGAGGUCUACAGUUGGGGAUGGGGUGAUUUUGGGAGAUUAGGCCAUGGGAACUCAAGCGACUUGUUUACUCCGCUGCCAAUCAAAGCUUUGCACGGUAUUCGGAUUAAGCAGAUUGCGUGUGGAGAUAGUCAUUGUUUGGCUGUGACAAUGGAAGGCGAGGUUCAGAGUUGGGGGCGCAACCAGAAUGGUCAACUUGGUCUUGGGGACACAGAAGAUUCUCUAGUGCCUCAGAAGAUUCAAGCCUUUGAGGGAAUACGAAUCAAAAUGGUUGCUGCUGGUGCGGAACACACUGCUGCGGUUACAGAAGAUGGUGAUCUUUAUGGAUGGGGAUGGGGAAGAUAUGGAAAUUUGGGAUUAGGUGACCGGAAUGACCGCUUGGUUCCUGAAAGAGUUACCUCUGCUGGUGGUGAGAAGAUGUCGAUGGUUGCUUGUGGAUGGCGGCACACAAUAUCAGUUUCAUACUCUGGAGCAUUAUAUACUUAUGGAUGGAGCAAAUAUGGACAGCUAGGACAUGGAGACUUGGAGGAUCACCUUGUCCCUCACAAACUGGAAGCGUUGGGCAACAGUGUUAUCUCCCAGAUUUCGGGAGGUUGGAGACACACAAUGGCAUUGACCUCUGAUGGAAAACUAUAUGGAUGGGGUUGGAAUAAGUUUGGGCAAGUAGGAGUGGGCAACAAUUUAGAUCAGUGUUCUCCUGUGCAAGUGCGAAUUCCCGACGAUCAGAAAGUAGUUCAAGUGUCAUGUGGAUGGAGACAUACAUUGGCUGUGACUGAAAGAAAUAAUGUAUUUGCUUGGGGCAGAGGCACAAAUGGACAGCUCGGCAUUGGAGAAUCGCUUGAUAGGAAUUUUCCCAAGAUUAUAGAGGCACUGAGCGUCGAUGGAGCCAGUGGACAACAUAUAGAAUCUUCUAAUUUUGAUCCAUCUUCAGGAAAAAGUUGGGUGUCACCCUCAGAGAGAUAUGCGGUUGUUCCUGAUGAAACCGGCCAAACGGAUGGUUCAAACAAAGGCAAUGGAGGUGAUAUCAGUGUCCCACAAACUGAUGUCAAGCGUGUACGAUUUUGAGUUGAGACAAUUCCUUUUUUUUUUCCGUGUGUUGUUGGUUUCGAAUGUUUUUCAAUGAUGUCUUUUGGGUUAAGGUUUGUUUGUACUACGUACGUCUGUCUAGUUUGGGAUUUGCUUGCUUGCUUGUUGCUGUUAGUUUGUAUUUUGUAACUUGCAAUGCUUAAUUCCUCCCCUUGGGAUUUAACUUUUUUCUUACUUCCACUCUAGUGUCUGUUUUUUUCUUAACGAUAAUAAGGUCUUAUGAUUAUGUGUUUAAAUUUCAUA